GAAUCAUGACGAAGAACAACUUCCACGUUAGCGUUUUUAUUUAGACGUUUUAACGUCCUGGAACUCAAAAUAUGAUUAAUUUAACUGCACAUCAUCAUCCCAUGUUGUGUUUAGUUCGAGUUGGAGACAGGAUUUGUUUGAUAGCUAACUAGCUAGCUGCUAAAGUUAGCCAACAAUGGCUAACUGUAUGAUUUUUCGCACUCAAAUAGCCUCCAUCAUGGAGGUUCUAGCGAAUGCAGCCGUGGCAGAGAUCUGUAAACUCGUAGACGACGACUAUGCAGUGUUUCGUUUGGAAAUAACUCAAAGCCAGAAAGAAAACAGGGCAUUGCGGAGAAAACUACUGGAAUCGAAGGUGGUACGGGAGCGCGCAGAAAGGACAGCGCGAGAGCGCGUCCUCGCCAGUCGCCCCAGUAGUGUCAAGAUCCUCGACCGAUACAAAGGAAUGGCAAGAGGUGAAGGACAUCUCACUGGAGGCUACAGGACCUUUGUGAAGCCAGCGGGACACAAUGAAUGGAGAGAUGACCAACCAAUCACUGUUGAUGAGGGGAGUGGAACCUCAACCCAGCACGUUAUCAUGAUAGAGUCUGCAGAGGCUGAAGGUCCUGCUGUCAAGCUAGAGAGGUCUGAAGGAGAGGAGGACCCACGGCACAGCAGAGACAUCCAGACUGGAACGGCUGACACGCCCUCUGUAGCCAGAGAGGACCCCACCACCGCCCAAGCACAGCCAAGGACCCAUCACAGCAUCACGGAGGAGGAGGGUCCAGAGGUGCUGCUGGUGAAGGAGGAGGGGUGUGAGGAGGGUCUGGGGAACCCUGAGAGGACCAUGGUCAUGGAGGACAACCAGACUACACCUCCUCCUGAACCCACAGAGGAACCAGCUGAGCAGCACAGGAACACACACAGUCUCACUGAGUCAGUAGACAUGGAGAAUGGGAAGCCUGAUCUGCUGUUAGUCAAAGAGGAGACAAUAGAGGACGGACCGAAGAGCAUUGAUCUGCUGAGUGGACUAAAGAUGGGGGAGCAAGGUUGGCUGGAGGCUAACAAUGGACACUGGGCGGCCAUCUUGGAUUCCAAGACUGGUGCAGCCAAGAUCCCAGGGGACAACAUCACUGAGCGGGCCAGAGACAACAUAGUGGAGUGUGCAGUCCAUGAGAACCUGCUGAUAUCCGGUGUUGCUGACGGGAGAGACUGGACCUCUGAGGUGGCUGAUCACAAACCCUUGCCCCAGAUCAGGAGCCGUCACUCUUCCUUCCCGAGUCAGAACCAGGACCGAACCACGAGGGACAGAGACUCCACCAUCACACAGAACACAACCAGUGCACAGGUGGACUUAACAACCUCAGUCCUGGUGGUCAUCAGAGAGACAGAAACUCCAAUCAGGGAUCCAGUCUGCAGCCCAGACCCUUCUCUUCACAGUCUCAGUGCAGGGAUGAAGCAGGGCCUGGGGCUGAUAGAGAUAGACCCUCUUGUUGCUAUAAUACAAACACCACAGUAUCCAUGAUGAACAGAGCAGGUCACCCUGGGCUUCAGCCUUCAGAGUGUGGUGGGAAACCCCCCUGGUGGUAGUCUUUCAGGUAGUCUGUCUUCUCCUUCAGGGUCUCGUCUAAUGCCUGAUGACUGGGUUCAUAGAAAGCCUGGACCUGGGUCUAGCCUUCCUCAGCUACCUCAAAGUUACCCCACCAAUACAGACAGGGUCAGGAUGGGUGUCCACCACAAGAUGUACCUAGCCUAUAACACAUCACACAAUCUCAACAACACCCAAACAAUGGCUAGAGGUCAAGGAGGGAGCUCAAAUACUACACCUGAGGGUGGUGGCUCCUGCUUCUACCUCCUCACGUAAUCACUGGAUCACAACGUGUGAGGCCGAGCAUUAGGACGGAGACAAGCUGCUUCACUAGAGCAAACUAUUUGAAAGAGCACCCAACCGUUCACACCUAGGAGAGGCCCUUCUCGUGCCAACUAUGUUACAAGAGCUUCUCCUUCCUGACUAACCUUACCAGACAUAGUAGCGUCCACAAUGGUGAGAAAUGAUAGCAGUGUGCCUUGAGAUGUACGCAGGGGAUGUCUGGGCACUAUUCAUUAGCUGACAUAUUAUAGUUAUCAUGUGAAGUUUCUUAGGGUAAUAAGGUAAUUAACCACAUGCCCCACAUUAACUUGUCAUUUGAAACAGGAUUGUGUAAAUUACUUUUUAGAGAGACAGUAAACCUAGGCUAGAACAAGGACAGUUGAAUAUUUACUUUAUUGAGGUGAUGUAGAUGGAAUAAAGUCAUUCUAAUAUGUUCUACUCUAUUCUUGCUAACACACUGUUCUUUCUAAACAAUUAUGCUCUCAGCUUGAAAGAUACUGAUCAUAGGAGAUUUUGUGUAAAAACCCUCUGAAUUUGGCAUUCCAGAUUGUGGUCGUAAAUUCAAUCUAUUGUUUAUAUUUUUAAAUCCCCUUAAAAACCAAGUUAGGAAUAGGCUAUAUCAU
Molecule: messenger RNA, 2469 nt
Organism: Salvelinus namaycush (lake trout)
Lineage: Eukaryota; Metazoa; Chordata; Actinopteri; Salmoniformes; Salmonidae
Exons: 7
Coding region: 176-1501 (441 amino acids)
Source: RefSeq, a predicted model, not a curated record